Messenger RNA from Cricetulus griseus (Chinese hamster), 634 nucleotides. The record is from RefSeq and is a predicted model, not a curated record. Lineage: Eukaryota; Metazoa; Chordata; Mammalia; Rodentia; Cricetidae.
AUGCUCCAUUCCACUUUGGCCCUCUGCCUCUUGAUGAUUACAGUUUCUUCCAACCUUGCCAUUGCUAUCAAAAAAGAAAAGAGACCUCCUCAGACACUCUCAAGAGGAUGGGGAGAUGACAUCACUUGGGUACAAACUUAUGAAGAAGGUCUCUUUCAUGCUCGCAAAAGUAACAAGCCAUUGAUGGUUAUUCACCACCUGGAAAACUGUCAAUACUGUCAAGCACUAAAACAGGAAUUUUCCAAAAAUGAAGAAAUACAAGAAAUGGCUCAGAAUGGCUUUAUCAUGCUGAAUAUCAUGCAUGAGACCACGGACAAGAACUUGUCACCUGAUGGGCAGUAUGUGCCAAGGAUCAUGUUUGUUGACCCUUCUUUGACUGUCAGGACUGAUAUAACUGGAAGAUACUCUAACAGACUGUACACAUACGAACCUCAGGACUUACCCUUGUUGGUAGAUAACAUGAAGAAAGCACUAAGACUUAUCCAGUCAGAGUUGUAAGGAAUGAUAGAAAGAUGCUUCAACUCUAAGAAGUCAAACGGGAAACAAAACGCUCUGAGUCACUAGCAAACACAAAAUGAAUAAGUACAUGGACUAUGCAACAUUACUAUUCAGAUUUGUGAACAUGUCUGUGCUA